Anisakis simplex (herring worm) is the source of this 663-nucleotide messenger RNA. Lineage: Eukaryota; Metazoa; Nematoda; Chromadorea; Rhabditida; Anisakidae. The record is from the annotation of a GenBank genome assembly.
GUUGGUAAAGAUUACGUGAUACUGAGUAGUGAUAAACACGCGAAUUUUUUGAAGAACCAAAAGAAAGAUCCUGCCAACUACAGACCAGAUAUUUUGCAUCAGUGUUUAUUAAUGUUAUUGGACAGUCCCUUGAAUCGAGCAAAUCUUCUACAAAUUUUCAUCCACACAACGAACAAUGUCCUCAUCGAAGUCAGUCCACAGACUCGAAUUCCGAGAACGUUCGACAGAUUUUGUGGAUUAAUGGUUCAGCUGCUGCAUAAGCUGUCGAUUCGUGCGGCGGAUAGUUCUGCUAAAUUGCUGAAAGUGAUACGGAAUCCAGUGAGUGUGCAUUUGCCAGUUGGCUGUCGUAAGAUUCUCACUUCAUUUCAAGCGAACGCGUUGAUCAAAUGUAGUGAAAUCGCAAAAACGGGUGACAAUCGAGCUGUUGCAAUCGUUGUUGGUGGAUUUGCACGAGGCAAAGAGAUAAUUGCAAAGGAGCAGUUGAAAGGAACUAUUACUCCGGAUAGUAAUUGUCCACCGAGCAAUUUUGCAAAGGGAGUGGCGGAGGGAGGAGAGGGGGGAGGAGAAGAAGAGAUCAAGAUCAGUAACUUCCCGCUGAGUGCAGCGUUGACGUGUGCAAAAUUAACGAGUGGAUUUGAAGAGGCAUGGGGCGUUGAACAAUGA